CUUCCCCCUUAUUGAGUCUCUUAUCGGUGUGCUCUUUAUUAUCCUUUCCCGGCCGGGUAAAAGUUGGGUUUUGGUUUCUUCUUAGUGUUGCUCCCCUCCUGCAGCUAGAAAGUUAUCGCUUUGAGUGAAAAAGAUGGCGUCUUGGUUUGGGAAAAUUGAGACGAUAACUGUGUCCUUAUGGCCGAAGCUCUUUUUGGUUUUUGUUUCUGGCUGUAUUAGGUUUGAUGUAAAGCUUAUAGAAAGAUUAGAACAGGAAUCCGUCGUAGAAAUUAGCUAUUUUGCUGUUCCAUUUCUUCUCGACGUUUGUGGAACUCACUUCGUUUGGUUGCUUUCAUGGGCGAAAGGCACUGGAUUUCUUGUUAUCGGUUAGGUGGGCGACAAAAGCAAAAGGGGGAAGGAACAAAGAACCGCACUGUUGUGGUUCGAUGUGCAUAUGUACUGGUGCUGCAACUGAUGGAGAAGGUGAAAAAUUUCCAACUUACCACCAGCUUGGUUUUGGUUAAAAGAGCUUGUGGUGAAAGGAAACAGUAGGGGUACCAUUUUAUUUCCGAAGUUGACUUCUUUAUUGGACUGGAGGACGGGGAAACAUUGGUAGAGGGGAAAUAAAUCGAGUGAAUAAUUGGAGGGUAUGAUAUCCGUGGAUGUCAUACGUGGUGAGGAGCACUAGUGCUAAUUGUUUCAUCAGCCAACUGGUGGUGCAGCCCUUGAUCGGAUUUGUGGCAGAAUAAACCACCUAGAGAAAGUUGUAUCUUGUAUUUUGCUUCUUUUUUGGCUGUAAGAAGAAGUGAAAGGAAUACCUACCUGCUUUCGAGUCAUCCUUUUGGUGGACGGAGUAUUCUUUAGCCAGGACUGAAGAAGAUAAGGGCACAGGGGAUUCAAUAUGUUCAUGUGCGGAAUUCUGACUUGACAACUGGAGUUCACUUUUCACAAGGUUUGUCAUUUAGGCUGGAAGAGGUCUGAAUAGUUUCUGAAGUUUUCUUAGUCUGUAUGCUUUUAUCUGGAUUUGCCAAGUUGUGUGCACUCUUUUUAAUUGAAUUAAUCCCUGCCUGAUCCAGUGCCUACAAGUUCACUUCUAUUUUUUAAACAUUUUCUUGGGGCAGAAUAAUACUUGGAAAUCUUACUGCAAGUGCUUCUUGGAUGGACUGGGUUGCAAAAAACCCAUUCCAGUGGGAUUGGGAAACUCUGGACUUAUUCUGUGGAAAAGAGAGUGAAAUUUAUAAAACUGCACAGGAACCUGAGUUGAAGAUUGAAGGUGGCAUGGGUAUUUGCAAUGGAUUUGUAUGUUCAUCUGGUGGUGGUGCCUCCUCCGUUCUACAAUUGGGAAAUCGUUCAUCCAAAAGCUCCAUCUCUGCAUCCAUUGAUUCUUUGUCUAAGGCAGAAAAAGGAAAUUCGGACUUCAAUUAUGAUUCAGCUGAAAGGGAUGUUAACAGCUCGAGCAAGAUUAUCUUAGCAAGGGUUGAAGGUUUUGGAACUUCACCGGUACCCUUGGCUGCAGGACGCCCUAAGGAACCAGUUACUGGUUUGAAGCUUGGAAGGACCUUCUUCGAAGAUGGUGGUGCAGAGAAUAACAUCAAGAGCUCAUCUUCAUCUGCUUCUAUGAUCUUGUCUACUGCUGUAGCUAAGAAAUCUAGGGUAUCUCCACAGAAUUUACAAAGCCCUAAAUGCCAGGUAGAAGGUUGUAAUGUUGACCUUACCACAGCUAAAGAUUAUCAUCGCAAACAUCGAGUCUGUGAAAGCCAUUCAAAGUCCCCCAAGGUAAUUGUAGCAGGCCGGGAGCGCCGAUUUUGUCAACAGUGUAGCAGGUUCCAUGGUUUGUCUGAGUUUGAUCAGAAAAAGCGAAGUUGCCGUAGGCGUUUAUCUGAUCAUAAUGCACGUCGCAGGAAGCCACAACCAGCAACAAUCUCAUUCAGUUCUUCAAGGCUUUCUUCGUCAUAUUAUGAUGGUAGGCAUCAUAUGAAUCUUGUUUUUGGUGGAAAUCCUCUGGGUCAUGGCAUGACCAGUUCACCAUUGGAAGAUGACCCAAGCAGCUUCAAGCUUAUUCAACCUAAACACUCUUGGAUAAAGUCAAAUAAAGCAGGAGACGUCAAUGGGCAGCUGCAAUUUUCUAGCACAUGUCAAACACAUAAUAUUUCCACCCUUCACCAUGACUUGAACAGGCUCUUGCCAUUUAAGGGCACCACUGCCGAGGUCCUCAAUCAAGGUCUGGAAGCACCUGUUUUUGCUUCUAGUUUGGGUGGAGCACCGGAUCUUCGGCGUGCUCUCUCUCUUCUGUCAAAUAAUUCUUGGAGUUCAGCUAACCCAGGACCAAGUUCUAAUGUCAAGUUUGUGAACACUCAUCCUGCAGCAAAUACAAUUGAUUCAACUGCAGGGUUUCUGCAGGUUGAGCAGCCUAUCGGACCGCAAUCAACAAUGUUGCCAUUCAACCUGCAAAACCAUAAUGGUCAGUUCCAGGAGUUUCAGCUGCUCAAAGCACCCUACCAGGCUUCUUUCUUUGACUUCACACAGAUCCACUGAUGUCUGCGAUCUGAUGGUCAUGGCAUCGGCUUUGAAUCCAAUGUGAUACUUCUGCCUGUCCAAUAUGUUCUCGCUGUCCUUACCGGACUGAUCAACUCCAGAUGCUUGCAAUUUCUUACCAAUAAUCCUUCUGUGCCGUUGACUUUGAUACCAUCAUCCGGUGAAUGAUCUUAACGUUUAGGCUUCCUUUCCCUUUCUUGCUGGAAAUGCAAGCAUGUCGAUCUCAUCGCAUCUCAUUCCUUGGCAAAUUAUUGUGUCGUCAAAGAAGCUUUCUCUGUGCACCGUCCGUUGAGAAUCGGGUGCACUUUUAAUAAGUGAAGUUUCUUUUGAUCUAUUUAUGGUUACUAUUACUCAAUGAUGAUUGAUACUAAAUUUUCAUAAUUGAGCAUAUUUGAUACUCCACUCA
This is a messenger RNA of Musa acuminata subsp. malaccensis (wild Malaysian banana), 2920 nucleotides long. Its product is annotated as squamosa promoter-binding-like protein 12. Gene Ontology annotation, cellular component: nucleus. NCBI's taxonomy places the organism in Eukaryota, Viridiplantae, Streptophyta, Magnoliopsida, Zingiberales, Musaceae. Gene Ontology annotation, molecular function: DNA binding. The record is from RefSeq and is a predicted model, not a curated record.